Molecule: messenger RNA, 927 nt
Organism: Eremothecium cymbalariae DBVPG#7215
Lineage: Eukaryota; Fungi; Ascomycota; Saccharomycetes; Saccharomycetales; Saccharomycetaceae
Gene: MPC54
Product: Mpc54p
Exons: 1
Coding region: 1-927 (308 amino acids)
Source: RefSeq, a predicted model, not a curated record
AUGCAGUUCAUGGAAUUACCAGAAAGUAGCGGCAAUGUGAAAGCUGGUACGUCUUUUAAGCUUGGUGGUAAGUCAGAGGUCAAUGGGGCGGUUGCAGACGGCCAGGUUGAUAAUAUAUCUACAGUCGAUGAUAUAGUGACGGAAUUGAGGAAGAUCUCCAAUUGGAACAAGUCGUUUAAAGAAGAUAUAAAGUUGGUGGACGAGCAGGUGAGGCAUACUCAAGUGGAAUUGGAAUCGCUUGUAGCUCGAAGCGCGAAUAAUAACAGACAUUUGAAGGAUCUUCUGCUGUCGACAAAUGAUGUACGGAAGUUGCAGCACUUGUUGGAGGGUUUGACUCAACAGCAAGAGGCUAUAAAGAAGAAUUCAGAGCAUGAGUUGGAAAAGUUGUCAGGAAUGUUAGAUGGAAAGUUGUCUCGUAUAGUGGAGAGCCUACGGAGAGAUGAAGGUAAGUAUGCAGAACAGGAGAAGGAAUUGCAAGAAUACAGACUGAAGCAUGGAGAGUUGCAGGAUCUAAGCAAGUGUAUCGCGAAAAAGAAGGAUGAGUUAUUUGAAUUGAAAGUAGAUUUUACCACAACUAUGGAACUUCUUAAAGUCCGCUCAGAAGCGUUAGACUCGCUGGAAACAAGAUAUAAGGCGCUUGAAGCGCAGCUUAGUGAACAGUUGUUAGCACGCUAUAAGUUGAUGCAGGAUGCUGUUACAUCUUCCGCAGCGAACGCUGCGGUACCUGGUGUCUCUAACCAGCCAAUUUCCAAGAUUACACGCGUGACUAGUAUGCUGCGGUCGAAGUACGGUACAACAGAUACCAACAGACGCGUGUUAUCACUUUCUAGUGUGCCAACAGCUGCCAGUGCCCGUAAGCCAUAUUUGAUGUCACCAGGUUCUGCUACAGCGACCAACAACUCAGACGUGGAGAACGAUUCAUAUUAG